UAUCAUAGAUAAUCUCCAUUCUCCUUCCCCUGUUCCUCUUUCUCCGUUCCUUUCCUUUACUUCAUCACUGAUUAUAGUAAAUAGUAGGAGUAAUUAUUAUUACUAGCUGCCCUAAAUUUCUGUAAGGCAGCUAAAAAUGGCGGCAAGCUUAAGCGAUCCGUUCUCAAUUGAUUGUUUGUUCGAUAAAGAACGCCAUAUGAUAUUCCUGGAGAUGAUGUACCAAUUACUGCCCAGCGACUAUCAGCCCCAAGAGAUCAACCAUCUCACUCUUGCUUACUUUACCCUCUCUUCUCUCGACAUUCUUGGCGCCUUAGAUCAGGUUGACAAGGACACAAUUGUUUUGUGGGUGUUGUCAUUACAGGCUCAUAAAAAAGAUCAUUACGAAUUCAGCAAUGGACAAUUUUAUGGAUUUCUUGGUUCAAGCUCGUCGAACUUUGCAGCAGAUUUUCACACGGUUGGUUCACAUUUAGAUAAUAGUUCAAAGCAUAACGCUAGUCACUUGGCAAGUACGUAUAGUGCAUUAGCGAUAUUGAAGAUGAUGGGAUGUGAGUUAUCUUUGCUUGAUUCUAAAUCCAUUGUGAUAUCGAUGAAAAAUCUUCAGAAAGAUAACGGGAGUUUCAUGCCGAUCCAUUUUGGAGCUGAAGCAGAUUUGCGGUUUGUAUAUUGUGCUACUGCUAUCUCUUAUUUGUUGGAUGACUGGACUGGAGUAGACAAAGAGAAAGCUAAGGAGUAUAUAUUGAACUGUCAGUCGUAUGACGGUGGCUUUGGUUUAUGUCCUGGUCUAGAAUCUCAUGGUGGUGCGACAUAUUGUGCUAUUGCAUCUCUGCGAUUGAUGGGUUAUAUAGAAGACAAUGUUCUCUUCGAGGGUGCAUCAUCCUCAAUCAUAAAUAUUCCCAUGCUACUCGAUUGGAUGGUGCAGAGACAAGCUGAAGAUGGUGGGUUUCAAGGAAGAAUAAACAAGCCCAGUGACACAUGCUAUGCUUUCUGGGUAGGUGGAGUGUUGAAGAUCUUAGGAGGUAACAAAUUUGUUAGCAAAGAAGCCUUACAUGAUUCACUCUUAAAGUGUCAAUCUAUGUACGGCGGGUUCAGCAAAUUUCCAGGAGAAUUCCCAGAGCUUUAUCACUCAUAUUAUAGUUUUUGUGCAUUUAGUAUUUUGGAAGAACCUGGGUUUGAUAAUCUCUGUGUGGAGCUUGGAAUAAGUAAAAGAGCUGCUUGUGGUCCUUCGAUUAGUUUAUGACCACUUUUCCUGAUUUCUUUAUUGAUAGAUUAGAUGUCUUAUACCAUAUCAUUUGCAAAAUGGAGGUUUGUAACAUCACGAGAGAUGAAAAAUUUUAUUUUUUAUUUUGUUUAUUUUAAAUUUUUAUGUAAUUGUUGAUUGUUGGGAUUGAUUUGUGGUUCAUGUAACAAAGUUUAAUUUUGUAAAAUUAAAACUUUGACAUUAUCAUCAUUCCUUUAAUAUUCUCAUUUUUUGCUAUAACCAAACAAUACAAUGUUUUAAAGGAAUUUGUCCUGAACUUGGGUGAGUAAUUUAUGGAUAUGGGUUGUGCCGCAUUCUUCUUUUUUCAGACCCUGCUAAUAGUUUCUAUGGGUGAGUUACACUGGGUUUGAUGAUAAUGAUGAUGAUUUUAGAUUUGAGUGAGUAAUUUAUGGUGAAUAAGGCAUAAUUAAUAUUUUGUUUGAAGUAAAUGCAUGUAAAUGAAGAAGGAAAUAUUGAGAUACAUUUUUCUCUAUUUGGAUAACAAAUAACGAGGAAAGAAAAAUAAAAAGAUGCAUUUUUCUCCAUUUGGAUAAUAAGUCUUCAUGUUGUUACUACACUCAUUCUACACUCCCAUAGAUUAUUUGACUCUUUUUUAAGAGCAGAUUUGGACAUCUUGAGGCUCUUAUAAGGAAUGAUGGUAGACUUUUAAUUAAAGACUUGGAUGACCUUUGAGCUC
Molecule: messenger RNA, 1934 nt
Organism: Amaranthus tricolor (Joseph's coat)
Lineage: Eukaryota; Viridiplantae; Streptophyta; Magnoliopsida; Caryophyllales; Amaranthaceae
Product: geranylgeranyl transferase type-1 subunit beta
Exons: 11
Coding region: 137-1237 (366 amino acids)
Biological process (GO): protein geranylgeranylation
Cellular component (GO): CAAX-protein geranylgeranyltransferase complex
Molecular function (GO): CAAX-protein geranylgeranyltransferase activity
Source: RefSeq, a predicted model, not a curated record